Molecule: messenger RNA, 744 nt
Organism: Peronospora farinosa
Lineage: Eukaryota; Oomycota; Peronosporomycetes; Peronosporales; Peronosporaceae
Source: the annotation of a GenBank genome assembly
AUGUCUCGGAUGAUGCCGGAAGCUGUUGCGUGGACGACAAAUGGUGAUGCCAAGCUAGCAUUGGACCAUGUACAAGCUGAAAGUGUUCACGACCAUGGACAUGCGAAUUGGGAGCCGUAUGAUUUCAAUGGAGGGACUGUACUUGCUAUUGCGGGGGAAGAUUUUGUCGUCGUGGCAGGAGAUACGCGUUUAAGUACCGGUUAUUCGGUAUUAAGCCGUAAGGAGAGUAAAUUGCAUGAAUUGACAUCGACGACGGUACUUGGCUGUCCUGGCUCGCACAAUGACAUUAUUCAGCUUCGUGGGGUGCUGAGUAUUCGUGCUCAAAUGUAUCAACAUGACAAUGAAACGUCCAUGAGCUCGAGUGCCAUGGCCCAAUUGCUUAUGAAUACGCUGUAUUCUCGACGUUUCUUUCCCUAUUACGCGUUCUGUAUCCUUUGUGGUAUAGACGAAGAAGGGAAAGGGGCCGUGUAUACGUACGAUGCCAUUGGAUCGUACGAUCGUGUGUCACGUGCAGCCCAAGGAUCGGGAGGUCAUUUGAUGAUCCCAUUGCUGGAUAAUUUGGUCGAGCAUGACACACGUUUGGAUCCAAAGAAAACGUUGACGUUGCAAGAGACAAAGGACAUUAUCAAGGACGCAUUCAUUACGGCUGGAGAAAGAGAUAUUUACACGGGUGACAGUGUGGAGAUCUUGACGAUCAAGGCUUCGGGUAUUGACAGGGAGAUGUUUGGACUCAAGAAGGACUAA